GCCGCCGCCGGAGUGGGAGGAGGAGGAGGAGGAGGAGGUGGAGGAGGAGUCGCCGCUGCUCUGUAAGCGGCACCGGGAGGCUCUUAAACACCGGGAGUAUUUUGGUCGGCUGGAGCUGACAAGAAAAGCGGAGCGUGCGCCAGGAGCCUCUGGCACACACUUAUACCUACUCUACCUUAUCCCGACACACACACACAUACUCUCACACACACUUCAGCGCGGUGAGACUGGUUACCUGGAUAAUCAGACGCUCGGUUACGCACGGUCGGGGGAUCUGGAGAGUGGAGACACCCCCCUUCCCAUCCCCCGGUAUUCACCUGUUCAGCUGCACACCGAGCUGUGGACUGGCUCAGCCCGCCGCGGCUCAGCGGGAUUAAAGGCGACAGAUGCGAAGCGGCUAGAAUGGGACAUUUUCAGAUGAAAGAGAAGACGUUCAGAAGAAGACUUUCACAAAAUGGAUAAACUCACAGUUUGCUAAGACAGGGAAACCACCCAUCCAGGAUCUGUUCUCGGACCUGUGUGAUGGACGCCGCCUGCUGGAGCUACUGGAGGGGCUGGCAGGACAUGAGCUGGUGAAGUUAGAGAGAGGAUUCACACGUGUUCACUCGCUCAACAAUGUCAACCGUGCUCUGCAGAUCUUGCAGAAGAACAAUGUUGAAUUGGUGAAUAUCGGAGGGGCGGACAUCGUUGAUGGGAAUCACAAACUGACUCUCGGCCUCAUCUGGAGCAUCAUUCUCCACUGGCAGGUAAAGGAUGUGAUGAAGGAUGUGAUGGCGGGCCUACAGCAGACCAACAGUGAGAAGAUUCUGCUGAGUUGGGUUCGUCAGAACACACGUCCGUACCCUCAGGUCAACGUGGUUAACUUUUCCAGUAGCUGGAAUGAUGGAUUGGCCUUCAACGCCCUCAUCCACAGCCACAGACCUGAGCUGUUUGACUGGAGCACAGUGGAGAAGAAGACAUCGGCCAUCGACAGACUGGAGCACGCCUUCAGCAAGGCAGAACAACACCUGGGGAUAGAGAGACUGCUGGACCCCGAGGAUGUGGCCGUACCUCACCCAGACAAGAAGAGCAUCAUCAUGUACGUGACGUCACUCUUCCAGGUGCUUCCCCAAAGUGUUUCCAUGGAAGCCAUCCAGGAAGUGGAGACGUUGCCGCGGGCGACCGCCGGCAACAUCUCCCGGGUGACGACGGAGGAGCACUACCAGAUCCAGACCCAGCAACGCUAUUCCCAGCAGAUCACAGUGAGCGUGGCUCAGGGCCGAGUGCAGAGUCCCUCGCCCUCCCCUCAGCCCCGCUAUAAAAGCUAUGCCUACACCCAGGCUGCAUAUGUCAAGUCGCCCGAGCAAAAGAGGAGGCGUUUUACUGAUCAGUUCCUGACUCCGAGCCAGGAGGAGCUCCAGCGGGGCCUUAGUCCUUUGCCUCCUGGCUCCACCAGCCUGGAGAGCUACCAAGCAGCACUGGAGGAGGUGUUGACGUGGCUGCUGUCAGCUGAAGAUGGGCUCCAGGCCCAGCCGCCCAUCUCCAGCCAUGUGGAGGAGGUUAAGGAGCAGUUCCACACACACGAGGGAUACAUGGUGGAGCUGACUUCCCACCAGGGCAGCGUGGGGCGAGUCCUGCGGGCUGGUGCCGCCCUGCUGGGGGAGGGGCAUCUGGGCGAGGAGGAGGAGACAGAGGUGCGGGAGCAGAUGAACCUCCUGAACUCACGGUGGGAGCACCUGAGGGUGGCCAGCAUGGAGAGACAGAGCAGACUUCAUGAGGUCCUGAUGGACCUGCAGCAUCAGCAGCUGAAGCAGCUCACCGAUUGGUUGGACGUGACGGAAGCACGGAUUAAGAGGAUGGGGGCUCAACCGCUGGGCCCCGACCUGGAAGACGUCAAGCACCAAGUGGAAGAGCACAAGCUCUUGCAGGAGGACCUGGAGCUAGAGCAGGUGAGGGUGAACUCCCUGACCCACAUGGUGGUGGUGGUGGACGAGAGCAGCGGGGACAGCGCCACCGCUGCCUUGGAGAGCAAACUGCAGGUGUUAGGUGACCGCUGGGCAGCCAUAUGCAAAUGGACAGAGGAACGCUGGAUUCUGCUUCAGGAGAUACUGCUGAAAUGGCAGCACUUUACCAAUGAACAGUGUUUGUUUGACUCCUGGCUGACCCAGAAGGAGGAGCUGGUUCGCUCCAUCAAGACCUCCAACCUGAAGGACCAGGCAGAGAUGGUUGCCUGCCUCCGCCGGCUGGCUACGGUGAAGGGGGACCUGGAGGCGAAGCGUCCCACCAUGGACAAGCUGUGCUCCAUGAGCCAGGACCUGCUCUCGAGUGUCAAGAACAAGGAGGUGGCCAACAAACUGGAGGCCAGAUUGGACAGCUUCGCCCAGCGCUGGGACCGACUGGUCCAGAGCCUGGAGAUGAGCAGCUCCCAGCUCUCAUCCACUGUCAGUGUGGCCCAGCAGUCCGAGCUGACCCACUCUGUUACGGCGACCGUUACCAAGGUGACAACACGGGAGAAGGUGGCAGCCGUGCGCCAGACUCGCGAGUCACCGCCACCACAGAAGAAGAGACAAGUUGUCGUGGAUUCUGAACUCAGGAAAAGUUUCAUGCAUCCCUUUCUGCUGUCGUUCAUCAGCAGGUUUGAUGUAGACUUCACAGAGGUCCACAGCUACAUGACUCGCGGCGAGGCGAUCCUGCAGAGCCCCGAGUUCUCCGUGUCACGCAAAGAGGGCAGCGUUCAAGAGCUGCAUGAUAAAGUGCUGGCGAUAGACAGAGAAAGACCAGAGAAGUACCGAAAGCUUCAGGAGGCGACGCGCACGGCGCAGACCCUGGUCGAGCAGGAGGGGAGUCGUGCUGAUGACAUUGCCCAGGCAGCAGAGCAGCUGAACCAGCGUUGGGUGGGAUUCUGUGCCCUUUUGGCAGAGAGACUAGCCUGGCUGGCUUACCAGACCAAGGUUCUUGCCUUUUACAGCCUUUUCGAGCAGUGUGAACAAGCUGUGGUUAACAGCGAGAACUGGCUCAAAGUCCAGGCGCCCCCAGCCUCCGAACCAGAACCGCUCAAGAUACAACUGGACAGAUGCAGGCUCUUCUCUGAGGAGCUGGCCCGCCUGUCCUCCCUGCAGCCCCAGGUGGACCUGCUGGAGAAGCGGCUGAAUGAGCUGAAGGAGGAGAAGGAAGGCGAGGAGGACCCGUCCACCUUCCUGGACGCCGACAUCAGUGCCUUCAAAGAGCACUACCAUCAGGUCCUGGAGGAGCUGAGGGCGAGAGAGAAGCAGCUGCAACGGGUUCAGGAAAGCUUACCUCCGGCCCGCUAUAAGGAAACCAUAUCAACGCUGUUGGCAUGGUUACAGCAGUGCGAAGCUAAGCUGGCCGUCCCAUCCACGGCCGUAACAGAGUAUCCUGUCAUGGAACAAAGACUGAAGGACAUGCAGGCCCUCCAAGUGGCUCUGUCUGAGCACCAGGGCGAGGUGGACUACCUGACCUCGGCCGUGGAGCAGGUCUUCCAGAAAGCUCCAGCAGACAUCAGCCAGAGGUAUCGUGCAGAGAUGGAUGCCAUCAUGACGCGCUGGAGGCGACUCGGGGCCACACUGACCGAAAACACCCAGAAAAUCCAGGAGCUCAUGGCCAAGCUGAUGCAGUUUGAGAACGAUGUGAAGACACUGAAGAAGUGGAUGGCAGACGUGGACGUCUUCCUGAACGAGGAGUGGCCGGCGCUGGGCGACUCCGAGGCGCUGGAGAAGCAGCUGGAGCAGUGCACGGCCCUGGUGAACGACAUCCACACCAUCCAGCCCAGUCUCAACGGCAUCAACGAGGUGGGCCUGUUCCUCAAGAAAGAGGCGGAGCCACCGUUCGCCAUCCACAUCCAGAAAGAACUGGACGAACUCAACUCCCAGUGGGAGAACGUCUGCAAACAGGCCUACGCUAAGAAGUCCGCUCUCAAAGGCGGCCUGGAUAAGACCAUGGCUUUGAGGAAAGAGAUGCAGGAGAUGCAGGAGUGGAUCAACCAGGCCGAGGAAGACUACCUGGAGAGAGACUUCACUUACAAAACCCCCGAAGAGCUCCGCAAGGCCGUGGAGGAACUCAAGAGGGCCCAGGAAGAGGUCCACUCCAAGGAGCUGAAGGUCAAACUCCUGACCGACAGCGUCAACAGUUUCAUCGCCAAGGCCCCGCCGACGGCCCACGAUGCCUUGCGCUCGGAGCUGGACGUGCUGACGGCCAACUACCAGCGUCUCUGCAGCCGCCUGGACGGGAAGUGCAAAACUCUGGAGGAGGUGUGGGCAUGUUGGUGUGAGCUGCUGUCCUACCUCGAGCAGGAAAACGCCUUCCUGGAUCAGCUGGAGCAGAAACUGGAUGAGACGGAAAACCUCCAAGGGGGAGCGGAGGAGCUGCAGGAGGCGCUGGAUAGUCUGGAGGUUCUCUUGCGGCACCCAGAGGACAACAGGAACCAGAUUCGGGAGCUGGCGCAGACGCUGAUGGACGGAGGAGUUUUGGAUGAACUGAUACAGCAAAAGCUCGACGCAUUCAACACACGAUGGGAUGAACUCAUGGCUAGGGCGCUGCGCAGGCAGAAGGAUCUGGAGCAGAGCGUCCAGCUGGCCCAGGAGAACGACAAGACGCUGAGGCUGAUCCAGGAGUCUCUGGCCAACACCGACCGCCACCUCACCGCGUACCUGACCGACCACAUCGAUGCCCAGCAGAUCCCGCAGGAGGCUCAGAAAAUCCAGACAGAGCUGAGUGGGCACGAUGCGACCCUGGACGAGAUGAAGAAGAAGAACGCUGAGAAGGAUCCCUCCAAGAGGAACAUGGGACAGAUAGACCUCACCCAGAAAAUGCUGGCGGAUGUGUGGACCAAGUUCAGGCUCUUCCAGAAGCCGGCGAACUUCGACGCUCGGCUGGCCGACUGCGAGCGUGUGCUGAGCGGGGUCAAAGGUCAGCUGGGGAUGCUGGACAUCCGCAGCGUGGAGCAGGACGUGGUGCAGUCGCAGUUGGAGCAGUGCAUGAAGUUGUACAAGGUGUUGAGUGAAAUCAAAGGCGAGGUGGAGACGGUGAUAAAGACGGGCAGACAGAUCGUCCAGAAGCAGCAGACGGAGCAGCCCAAAGAGCUGGACGAGCGGCUGACCGCCCUCAAACUGCUCUACAACCAGCUGGGAGCACAGGUCACGGAGAGUAAAGGGGAGCUGGAGAAGAGUCUGAAGUUGUCUAGAAAGCUGCGUAAGGAGCUGAACGGGCUGACGGAGUGGCUGGCUGCCACAGACGCCGAGCUGACCAGACGCUCCGCUGUGGACGGCAUGCCCAGCGACCUGGACGCUGAGGUGGCAUGGGCACAGUCGAUACACGGGGAGACGGGGAGGCGUCAGCCGCAGCUGCAGGCGGUGGUGGAUCUGGCCGAGGCCCUCAAGGCCGUGCUGCGGGGCCACGGCGGCCUGGUCGACGACAAAGUCAGCCUGCUGCGCUGCAACUGGAUCGCAGUCACAUCCAGAGCAGAGGAAUGGCUCAACCUGCUGCUGGACUACCAGCGACAGAUGCAGAAGUUGGAUGGAGAGAUAGAGGAAGUGAACGGAUGGAUCGACGGAGCGGAGAGAAAGAUGGAUGAGAUGGACAGUCAGGGACCCAACGACGCCAUGCUUAAGACGCUGCGUGCUGAGUUGGAGCUCACGCGGGGGAAGGUGGAGGAGGUGCGGGCUCUGGCCCACGAGCUGAUGACCACCAGGGGGGAGAACUGCCAGGCGCAGGUGGGACCCAAACUGGAGCAGCUCAACCAGCGAUUUGACACCAUCGCACAGCGCAUCGCCUCGGGACUGACGGCAGCAUCAGCCAAGGAAUUGGAGCAGUACCACAGUGAGGCACAGAUCUGGCUGGAGUUACUGGAGGAGGAAGUAAAACAGGGGGAAAACCUCAAGGAGGAGGACUUCGAGGAAGACAAGGACUGUGAGGAGGGUGCAGUGAAGGAGUUAUUGUUGAAAGGAGAGAAUCUGCAGAAGAGAGUCCCGGAUCAGGACAAGAGAGAGCAGAUCAGACUGAAACACAACCAGCUCAACAGCAAGUACAACACUGUCAAGGACCUGCGUGAGCAGAGGAACAGGAAGGCGUUGGCCAUCGCUCCCCAGUGGUACCAGUACAGGAGGAAGUCACAUGACCUGCUGGCCUGGCUGGACGACAUCCAACGCAGCGUGGACCAACUGCCUGACCCCCCGGAGGGAGAGAGGGUCAAGGAAAUUGGCUCAGAGUUCGACAAGAAGAAGGAGGAGCUUAAGGAGGUGCAGGGCUUAGCCAAUCAGCUCUCACAGGCUGGCGCCGCCAAUCUAGUGGAGCCCCGCCAGCUCCAGCUCAACACGCGCUGGGUUGAGGUGGAGGGCAAGUUCAUACCCUUCAAAAGACAAUGUUUCCCUGACCAGCCAAUCACUGAACAUGAGUACCUAUCUGAGCUGCAGGCGUUGCUGCGUUCAGUGUCGGAGACAGACUUCAAGCUGAACUCCCCUGAGUACUGGCCUGCCGUUUACUACAACCUGCCUCAGCAACAAAACUGCCUUAAGGAAGUGAAAGGGAGCAUUGACAAGCUGCGAGGCCCAGUGGAGGGAGCCCUGGCCAGGAGAGAGGACAUGGUGUCGGGGGCCCGGCCGCUGGAGGGCCAGAAGAUCCAGGAGACCGCCACACUUCUGAAAACCAACUGGGACAAACUGAACAAACUGUACCAAGACAGACUGAAGCGUUGGGAGGACUCUAACUCCAAGUGGCAGAAGUUUGUUUCGGACCGCAAAGUGCUGGAGGAGUGGCUGGACGAUGCCGAGGGCACUUUGAAACUGGCUGAGACCGACCCAGCAGCACACAGACUUCACCUCAGGGACCUGACCGAGGCCAUCCCAGUCCAGGAGGUGGUGCUGGGCAGGGUGAACUCAGCAGGGGAGGACAUCAGCCAGCUGAGCGUGCCCGACGACGCCUCGCAGCUCCAAACGCAGCUCAAAGUGCUCAACGGUCGCUGGGCCAGCACCUGCCAGCAGCUCAACGAGCGCAAGAGGAGGUCUUCGGAGGCGCGCUCGGCGGCCGCAGAGCUGCAGGACGACAUGGGCUCUUUGCUGGGCUGGUUGGACAGGGCGGAGGGCGUCCUGGCCAUCCCCCUGCAGCCUGCAGAGCCGUGGCACAUCAGGGACACUCUGGACAAGGUCCAGGCACACGUGGAUGAGCUUCCCAGUAAAAAGAAGAAAGUAGAGGAUGUGAACAUGAGAUUUAAACAGAUAGUGCUUCCUGCUGACAAACAGAAAGACAUCAGGAUCAUCAACACACGCUGGGCGCAGGUGUCCAAGGAUCUUCCUGAGCGUCAGCUGGAGAUCGAGGGUCUGCUGAGGGAGCUGGAGAAGCUGCAGGGCCAGCUGGACGACCUCUCCGCCUGGGCCUCGAACACGCGAGCCAAGCUGGAGCGCAGCCUCGACGACGUGGAGCCCAAGCUCAUUGAGGAGGUGCAGGUGAAGCAGCCGGAGGUGGAGUUGGUCUUGGAACGAGCCAAUCUGCUUUACAAGGACAAUCCUCCCAGCCAAGCAGAGAAGGUGAAGUAUGCCAAGCUGAAAGAGGAUUGGACUCUGAUCCUGGAACUGGUGCGGCAGCAUAAGGACAGGGCGGCUGCUCUCCUAGUAGCCAAGACAGCCACUGAGCAGCUGACAGGAAGCUCCCUGCCCGAAUCCGCGGCGCUCGCUCAGUUCAACAAGUCCUGGGCCGAGCUCACUGAUUGGCUGACCAUGCUGGAUCACAUGGUGCAGAACAAGCAGGUGGUGGUGGCCGACCUGGACGACAUCAACGACAACAUCAGCAAGCUCAAGGCAUCUCUGCAGGAGCUCGAUCAGCGUCGCCCCCUGCUGGAGAAGCAAGUCACCGCCGCGCAGAACCUGAAGAACAAAACCAGCAACCAGGAGACCCGCAACGCCAUCACUGAGCGCAUCGACAGGCUGCAGACCCACUGGGAGGACUCGCAGACCAAACUCUCCGACAGGAUGAAGCAGCUCCACAACAUGCUGCAGGACUCCACCAACUGGCUGGACGCCAAGAAGGGGGUGGAUCCUCUCAUCAAACGGGCCAAUGACAGGCUGGAGUCUUGGAGGGAGAUCUCGUACACGGUGGACGCACUGAAAAAACAAAACGCUGAACUCAAGCUCUUUGUGAAGGAGCUGCAUCAGUGGCAGAAUCACGUGGAUGAAACCAACGCGCUGGCCGACAAACUGCUUUCGCUGUACGUUAACGAUGACACGCACAAGGUCACCCGGGUCAACGGUGAAAUGAACACCACCUGGGCACACAUCAACAAGCGUGUGUCAGACAGGGAAGCGGCGCUGGAAGCAGCUCUCAGGCUCCUGCAGCAGUUCUACCUGGACCUGGAGAAGUUCCUCAACUGGCUGACUGAGGCCGAGACAACCUGCAACGUUUUGAUCGACGCCACCAACAAGGAGAGACUGCAGGAGCAGCCGGAGGCAGCCAAGAACCUGCUGGCCCAGUGGCAGGACCUGCAGGCGGAGAUCGACGGCCACACGGAGCUGUACCACUCCCUGGACGAGAACGGCCAGAGGAUCCUGGCCUCGCUGGGCGACUCGGAGGACGCCACGCUGCUGCGGCGGCGCCUGGACAACAUGGGCCAGCGCUGGAACGACCUGCGCAACAAGACCAUCGGCAUGAGGGCCCACCUGGACUCAGAGAUGGCCCCAUGGAAGAGGCUCCACAUGUCCCUGCAGGAGCUCCUCAACUGGCUGAGACUGAAGAGUCAGCAGCUGCAGCAGGAGCCUCCUGUAGGGGGCGACGUGCCCACCGUGCAGGCCCAACUGGACACACACAGGGGCUUCAGGAGGGAGCUCAGGGCUAAGGAGCCGGUGGUGACCAGAGCGCUGGAUGAUGUCAGUGUCUUCUUGUCUGAACUACCCAGAGAAACACCGUCACCUGAACAGAGAGAUAUCAGUCCGGAGGAGCGUGCUCAGAACGUGGGGCGAGUCCUGCGCAAGGAGGCCGACGACGUCACGACCAGAUGGGAGCAGCUCAACAGCGACUCGGCCGCCUGGCAGAGGAGGCUGGAGCUGGCUCUGGACCGGCUGAUGGAGCUGCAGGAGGCGGAGGACCUGCUGGACGGCCAGCUGAGGCAGGCCGAGAUGGUGAAGGAGGCGUGGGAACCCGUGGGAGACCUGCUGAUCGACUCGCUGCCAGAGCACAUCGACAGAGUCAAGGAGUUCCAGGAAGAGAUCGCUCCCAUCAAAGAUGAUGUAACUCACAUGAACCAGUUGGCGUCCACUUUCGACCCGGCUGACAUCCAGCUGUCGCCUAGCAACUUGGAACGUAUCGAAGACCUCAACACACGCUGGAGGCUGCUGCAGGUCUCCAUCAAAGAGCAUCUGAAGCAACUGACCGACGCUCACAGGGACUUUGGCCUUCAGCAAGGAUCUGUGAAGAGCCCCUUCGAGCAGGGCAUCUCCCCCAACAACGUGCCCUACUACAUCAAAGAAAAACGUGGACCUGACCAGCUGACCCAGACCCUCCACCAGACCCAGACGACAUGCUGGGACCAUCCCAAAAUGGCCGAACUCUAUCAGUCUCUGGCCGACCUGAACCACGUUCGCUUUCUCGCCUACCGCACCACCGCCGAGCUCCGGCGCUGCAGACAGGCUCUCUGUCUGGACCUGCUGGGCAUGCCGUUAGUGUGCGGGGUGUUCGAGCAGCACGGCCUGAAGCAGAACGAGCAGCUGCUGGACAUCUCCCAGCUGGUCACCUCGACCAUUCUGUACCAGCGGCUGGAGCGACGCACAAGCACCUGGUCAACGUUGCCGCUCUGCUUGGACAUGUGUCUCAACUGGCUGCUCAACGUCUACGACACCGGCCGCAGUGGAAAGAUCCGGACCCUGUCCUUCAAAACUGGAAUCAUCUCACUCUGCAAGGCCCACCUGGAGGACAAAUACAGGUUCUUGUUCAGGCAGGUUGCCAGCGUGACGGGUUUCUGUGACCAGCGUCGCCUCGGCCUCCUCCUGCACGACUCCAUCCAGAUCCCCCGGCAGCUGGGCGAGGUCGCCUCCUUCGGCGGCUCCAACAUCGAGCCCUCCGUCCGCAGCUGCUUCCAGUUUGCCAAUAAUAAGCCCGAGCUGGAAGCAGCCAUGUUCCUGGACUGGAUGCGCCUGGAGCCCCAGUCUAUGGUGUGGCUGCCCGUCCUGCACCGCGUGGCCGCCGCCGAGACCGCCAAGCACCAGGCCAAGUGCAACAUCUGCAAGGAGUGUCCCAUCAUCGGGUUCAGAUACCGGAGUCUGAAACAUUUCAACUACGACAUUUGCCAAAGCUGCUUCUUCUCCGGUCGCGUUGCCAAGGGACAUAAGAUGCAGUACCCCAUGGUUGAAUAUUGCACUCCGACUACAUCAGGAGAGGAUGUCAGGGACUUUGCCAAGGUGCUGAAGAACAAGUUCAGGACCAAGCGCUACUUUGCCAAACACCCUCGCAUGGGCUACCUGCCCGUCCAGACCAUCCUGGAAGGGGACAACAUGGAGACUCCUGUCACUCUGAUCAACUUCUGGCCCGUAGACCAUGCGCCUGGCUCAUCCCCCCAGCUCUCACAUGACGACACACACACCCGGAUCGAGCACUACGCCAGCCGGUUAGCAGAAAUGGAGAAUCGUAAUGGCUCUUAUCUGAAUGACAGUAUCUCACCCAAUGAGAGCAUCGAUGACGAGCACAUGUUGAUCCAGCACUACUGCCAGUCUCUGAACCAAGGCUCUCCUCUCAGCCAGCCCCGCAGCCCCGCCCAGAUCCUCAUCUCCAUGGAAACGGAGGAGAAGGGAGAGCUGGAGAGGGUCCUCAGCGACCUGGAGCAGGAGAACAGGAAGCUGCAGGCCGAAUACGACCGUUUGAAGAAGGCCCACGACAGGAAGGGCCUGUCCCCGCUGCCGUCGCCCCCGGAGAUGCUGCCCGUGUCGCCGCAGAGCCCCCGCGACGCCGAGCUCAUCGCCGAGGCCAAACUGCUACGGCAGCACAAGGGCCGUCUGGAGGCCCGCAUGCAGAUCCUGGAGGAUCACAACAAACAGCUGGAGUCCCAACUGCACAGGCUGAGGCAGCUACUGGAGCAGACGGACUCCAAGGUGAACGGUACGGCCCUGUCCUCUCCCUCCACCUCCUCUCAGCGCUCCGACUCCUCUCUCCCUCUGCUCCGCGUGGCCGCCAGCCAGACUACUGAUACAAUGGGCGAUGACGAGCUGUCCAGCCCUUCCCAAGAUGCAUCUGGGCUGGAGGAAGUGAUGGAACAACUGAACAACUCCUUCCCUCAUAGCCAGGGUCCCAGCGUUGGCAGUUUGUUCCACAUGGCCGACGAUCUGGGCCGCGCCAUGGAGUCACUGGUCAGCGUGAUGACAGACGAGCAGAGCGCCGAAUAGCACGAGGCCCUGCCCUUCUGACCCCGCCCCCUCCUCCGCCCCGCCUACCUGCCUCAAGCCCCGCCCUCUCGCCCCUCCCCUCUCUGUCUCUCCUUACCUAUCGCAUGCUUUUAUAGUCAAAACAACUGGAUUGGAAACACAGUUUACAAAGAGAAUAUAUAACGUCUAUUUUUGUGAAGGAUCGCGGUUACAGCAAUGACAAGUAAAAAAAUAAAACAAAAAAAAUAUAACUUGUAGAUUUCAGUAGUUUCUUAAAAAGUCCUGAAGUUGUUUUAUUAUUAACAGAGGCUGGUUUUUAAACUUCUAUGCAAUUGUAUAAAAAAAAAAGAGUGGGCGUAAAAAACAGAGAAAGAUGAGAUACAAAUAAGUGUGUUCGACGUGAUCGUAUAUUUGCCAUCUCUUUGUAAUUGGGGAAAAAAUAUAACGCAUUUCAGACAUUUGUAUCGAAAAAGAAUGAUUGUAAUCAUAAGGGUGCUUUCUAAGAGGAAAAUGUCUUUCUACAACAGAGUAUACUACUGUCAAGGCAAUGCAGGCAUCCUGGAUCUUUACAGUAUGUUGUCCGUGAGACUGUGUGUGUGAUGUUGUGUGUGCGUGUGUGUGCGUGUGCGUGUGUGUGUGUGUGCGUGUGCGUGUGUGUGUGGUGGUGCCUAAUUUCCAUGUUCCAUGACAGCUUUUUUUUUCUCGCUUUGGCUGACAAACCUCAUGUUCAAUUUGAAUUAUUCAUUUAUCUGCUCAUCCGUCCAUCUCUCCAUCCAUCCGUUCAUCCAUCCAUCCAUCCAUCCAUCUCCCACAUGACUAACAUCUCUCUGUGUUUGUUUCCAACACAAAGUGCUAUGUGCGUAAGUGGACGCUGGAACAGGCCCGAGUCAGAACUGAUAGGCACAAGUCAGACGGUCCCUUUAAAAAAAUAAUCCACAUUUCAGGAAAAUAACUGCAAAUGCCACUGCUAAUUUAUUUUAUUUGAUUCAUGUCAACUAGCCACUUUGUCUGGUAAUCCGACAUUGUCAUGAUGACAUUCUCGAAAAAAUCAAAUAAAAUAUGGUGACAAAAAGGAGUUGACAAUAAUCCAGUAGCUGCUGUUGUUAUGGGAUUAAAAAAAGGCAUUUCCUUCCCUCAUGAUUUGAACUUAAAUGUAACUUAAAAUGUUAAAGCUGCAGAUUUAUGUUUUCAAGACAUUGUCUCCUCAAAGACAAGCUUAAAAAUCAGUACCUAUUAUUCCACGCACAUCCCAUUAGCACAGUUCGAUGAGUUGGCAAUAAAUUAUUUAAAUAUAAUAAAUUAUGUGAUUGUUGUUCCCUCGGUUUCUCUGUGACCGAUUUGAGUCCAUCUGGUCCAUCUCUCUCAGAAAGAGCGAAUUGGUACAAUUUGACCAGUGUGGGUUUUCAAAGCAGGUCGUGAUAUUUUUGAAUUAAAACUGCUGCUAGCUAAUAUUUUCUCCUUAUAUUUACCAUUUUUAAUUAAACCAUUUCCUACCACAAAAAAAUCAAUUUUAAACCUAGAUAAAUUAUUUAUUUUAUUUUGUUUUAAGCAGCUUUUUUGUUAGCAGCUUUUUAAAGCAGGGCAAAUUAAUGUGCACAAACAUUAUUGAAACAUUAAAUGAAGAAAAUAAUGAUAAUAAUAACAUGCAAAAAUUAAAUCAAAUUUCAGACCAGAGCAGUUUUAAUGCUGCUCUGGUCCAUAAGACGGUUCAGUAUCUGAUGUUUGACUAACGGACCAGAUUGGCAAACUGAUAUUAGUAUAUAGUUAUUAUGCUGUAGCUGAAUUUAGGAUUAGUGGGACUUCUCCGUUAAUCCAGCAGUUUUUGGAUGCUUCAGCUGGUCAGAUCCCCCAAACCGGCGCUCCCCCCCAGUUCUGCAUCGGGCCCUCCAGGUUCAUCUUAUCGAUGUGACUUUGCACUCAUUCAGAAAAGGUCGGAAUAAAUUUACUGGAGCGCAGUGUGGCGAUUCAAAACUCUCAGCGAGGAAAAAUAAAAUGACAUCUUGAUUACCGCUCUGGCACAGAUGAGAACUUUCCAGAAAGCAGGGCUCCUGCGUUUAAUCAGCAGGAAGUCUGCGUCUGUGCCCGGGGCCCAGUCAGUUUGUGUAGUAAUAUAAUAUGUAACGAUGAAUAAGUUAGCAAUCUCUCCCUGUCAAGAGUACUGUAAGAGGAGCUUCUAGACGUUUGAAAGAAUGUGAUUUUAAUUUGAAUAUCCAAGUACUACAGUGUUAGGCUGCAAGGCUGCUCGCUUGAAUCGUGAGAUUAUUUUUGACAAAUUCUUCAUUUUUCGAUGAGAUUAUGACUUUAAGAGACAUAUUUGAGUUCUCGGAAGCCCAGUAAUGCAAGCUCUACCUCGUUUGAACCGUCAGAGUCCCAUUUUGGAGGCAAUUACUCUACUGUACUCUACUCCCCUAGUCCGCACAGAUUGUUCAAAUGGUCUUUUAUUAAUGGGUUACUGCUGGUUGAUUGUUAAAUGUCAGAUUUCCUAAUUGCUCCGUACAUGUUCUCUCCAUGCAGAGGUCCCGCUGCAGGAGCCUCAGAUCUGAAUGUUCAGACACAUACACUGCAUUUCUCAUCUCUCUAUAUCAGAGAUUUUAUAUAACCAAGUAUAAAAAUGAUCAUUUUACAGAAAUCUGAAUCAGUGUGCACUACUGUCAUUAUCUGGGACAUACUAGAUAUUUGUUUUCUGUUUGUGGAGGAUGCAUUCAUUUUAGCGGUGUGUUACAUUUUUGCAUUUGUCCUCGGUUAAAAGGUAUUUUGUUUUGUGCUGUGUGAGGUGUUAUGAUAUUAGCAUGUGUGACUAAAUAAAAAUCCAUCAUUAUUUAAUGUAUAACCACUCAGAGAAGGUAUUCACCGCGAUGAGCGUAGUUGCAUCGCGGCCUAUACACACACGUGUGUUUUCGCAACAUAUUCUUGCAGCAUGAUCCAAGAGAUUUUGUUUUGAUCCAUACACUGAAUUUGAUUAAGUUUGUAAUUUCUAACGUUUGUGUUUCAUUUUCCCAUAAUUUUUCCAAUAACGCGUCAAUACUUCACAACAUAUCAGAUUCCACCAAAUAUAUGCCUUACUACUGUAUUAUAAAAUGCUUUACUGUAUAUCAAUAAAGCACGCAGUUAUGUUGAA
Myripristis murdjan (pinecone soldierfish) is the source of this 14451-nucleotide messenger RNA. RefSeq names its product dystrophin-like. Gene Ontology annotation, cellular component: plasma membrane. Lineage: Eukaryota; Metazoa; Chordata; Actinopteri; Holocentriformes; Holocentridae. The record is from RefSeq and is a predicted model, not a curated record. Gene Ontology annotation, biological process: synaptic signaling. Gene Ontology annotation, molecular function: zinc ion binding; protein binding.